Molecule: messenger RNA, 941 nt
Organism: Aspergillus ibericus CBS 121593
Lineage: Eukaryota; Fungi; Ascomycota; Eurotiomycetes; Eurotiales; Aspergillaceae
Product: D-aminoacyl-tRNA deacylase
Exons: 5
Coding region: 273-848 (191 amino acids)
Biological process (GO): tRNA metabolic process
Cellular component (GO): cytoplasm
Molecular function (GO): D-tyrosyl-tRNA(Tyr) deacylase activity
Source: RefSeq, a predicted model, not a curated record
UAUUCUCUGGAUUUGAUUGAUAUGCCGCUGUUCUAGUCCAACAGCAUGAACAACGUCUUCCUCCGGUUUCGCUAAUAUCUUGAGAAUAUUGGGUCUGUGUGGUCCCGUUUUCAGUAUCCCGCCGCAUUUGGGGUCCGUCCGAUGAUCAAGGCACUGACAGACCGAUUCCAUAGCACGCGCUACACCUCUGUUGACGAUUCUCGAAGCUCAAAUUCCUCAAUUCUCAUUGCCUUUUUGAACUUACAAAUUCGCCCAAUCCACAACAUAUCAUUAUGAAAGCCGUUUUACAACGAGUCAAGUCCGCCUCGGUCACCGUGGACGGCCACCUAGUCUCCAAGAUUGGUCAAGGAAUACUCGUCCUGGCCGGCGUAGGAAGGGAGGACACAGAGAAGGAUGCCGACUCAAUGAUCGGACGGAUAUUGAAGGCGAAGCUAUGGCCCGACGAGAACGACAAGGCUUGGAAGAAGAAUGUCCAGGAUAUAGAAGGGGAGGUACUCUGCGUAUCCCAAUUUACACUCUAUGGCCAUUUGAAAAAAGGCAACAAACCCGACUUCCAUGAAGCCGCCGAUGUGGAGACCGCGCGCAAACUGUAUGACUACUUUUAUCAACGGUUGUGCGAAUCGUACAAGCCCGAAAGGGUGAAGAACGGGGUCUUCCAGGCGAUGAUGGAGGUCGAAUUGAAAAAUGAUGGGCCGGUGGGUGUAGAUUACCGCAGUGAGGAUGCGGUGGUCACGAUCGAGAUCAACACCCAAUUGCCGAAAAAGGAGAAGAAGGAGCAGCCAGGACAAGGCCAGGCGAAGGAGCCGCAGACCUUUGAGUUCAAAUUACCCGCGGAGUUGAUGGAGUAAAUGAAUACCUGGUUGCCCUGUGAUUAUGUUGACGACUUCUACCAAAUUGUAUAUAUGAGAUACCAAUAGAUGCGGCGGAUAGAAUGAAGUGCC